Molecule: messenger RNA, 6500 nt
Organism: Sciurus carolinensis (gray squirrel)
Lineage: Eukaryota; Metazoa; Chordata; Mammalia; Rodentia; Sciuridae
Gene: Zhx3
Product: zinc fingers and homeoboxes 3
Exons: 5
Coding region: 627-3497 (956 amino acids)
Biological process (GO): regulation of transcription by RNA polymerase II
Cellular component (GO): nucleus
Molecular function (GO): DNA-binding transcription factor activity, RNA polymerase II-specific; DNA binding
Source: RefSeq, a predicted model, not a curated record
CCCCACCCACUUGACGCCUGAGGCGACCUGGGCGGGGGGCACCGGGCCACGCCCCCAGCAGAGUCGAGCGGGGCCGAGCGGAGCCGAGCGCCUCCGAGGACCGCCGAGCCGAGCCGAGCCGAGUGGCCCGGAGUCGGUUGGUGCAGCUGCGUCCCCGCCGCUCAGCAGUCCGCGGCUCCGGCGUCGCCGCCGCCGCCUCCGCGGGGCCUGCGGCGGCCGCCCGCCCGCCUGCCGGGAGGGAGGGAGGCCCGCAGCGCCGGGAGUGCGGCCCGGCCGCUGGCGCCGCCGCCGCCGCUGCCAGGAUAAUUUCAGGAGUGGGAUGAUGAACAACUCUGAAGCUACAUCAAGGAACUUGAAAAUAGUAGCUUUAGGAGGGGAACUGAAUUGUACCUGCUGAAGCAACAAGUGACCCUUUAAAGAUGCAUAUGGGACUGCAUAAAGUGAAGGAACUGGAAAAACAAUGAAGUAAGGGAAAAGUAUGCUUUUCAGGUUUAAUAGGGGAAACCUACUUUCUGCAAGUAACCGAAAAGGCUGCCCUUAGAAGGUGUUUCUUGGGCCCUCAUGGAGUAGCUGGAACUUUUACUGUCACGUACUUGGCCUCUUGAUCACCCAGAGUGAUUGUAGCCAUGGCCAGCAAGAGGAAAUCCACCACCCCAUGCAUGAUCCCAGUGAAGACUGUGGUGCUGCAGGAAGCCAGUGUGGAGGCCCAGCCAGCAGAGGCCUUGCCUGAAGUACCCCAGCAGGAUCUGCCCUCAGAAGCACCUGCUACCAGCAGUGAGGCAGCCCAGAACUCCAGCAGUACUGAUGGCUCUUCACUGGCCAAUGGGCAUCGGAACACUUUGGAUGGCUAUUUAUAUUCCUGUAAAGACUGUGAUUUCAGAUCCCAGGACAUGACCCAAUUUGUGGGACAUAUGAACUCAGAGCACACAGACUUUAAUAAAGAUCCAACUUUUAUAUGCCCUGGGUGCAGUUUCCUGGCAAAAACCCCUGAGGGGCUUUCCCUGCACAAUGCAAAGUGUCAUUCAGGGGAAGCCAACUUUGUGUGGAAUGUGGCCAAGCCAGACAAUCAUGUAGUCGUGGAGCAGAGUAUCCCCGAGAGCAGCAGCACUCCUGACCCAGCAGGGGAGCCCAGCGCCGAGGGGACUGACGGACAGGCUGAAAUCAUCAUUACCAAGACUCCAAUCAUGAAGAUAAUGAAAGGUAAAGCUGAAGCCAAAAAAAUCCAUACGCUCAAGGAGAAUGUCCCCAGCCAGCCUGUGGGUGAGGCCUUGCCAAAGCCAUCAGCUGGGGAGGCAGAGGUGAAAGAGGGGGACCACGCCUUCGUUAAUGGGGCAGCUCCAGUCAGCCAGGCAUCUGCCAGCUCUACAAAGCCCCCCCAUGCCACCAAUGGGCCCCUGAUAGGAACGGUGCCAGUUCUGCCAGCUGGCAUAGCACAGUUUCUGUCCCUCCAGCAGCAGGCCCCGGUGCAUACCCAGCACCACGCCCACCAGCCCCUGCCCACAUCCAAGGCCCUUCCCAAAGUGAUGAUCCCCCUUAGCAGUAUCCCAACGUACAAUGCGGCUAUGGACUCCAACAGCUUCCUGAAAAACUCCUUUCACAAGUUCCCCUACCCAACCAAGGCCGAGCUCUGCUAUCUGACUGUGGUGACCAAGUAUCCAGAAGAACAGCUCAAGAUCUGGUUCACAGCCCAGAGGCUGAAGCAAGGCAUCAGCUGGUCCCCUGAGGAGAUUGAGGAUGCCCGUAAAAAGAUGUUCAAUACAGUCAUCCAGUCUGUGCCUCAGCCCACGAUCACAGUUCUGAACACCCCCCUGGUCGCCAGUGCGGGCAAUGUCCAGCAUCUCAUCCAGGCUGCUCUCCCAGGCCACGUCGUAGGACAGCCAGAGGGCACGGCGGGAGGACUCCUGGUCACUCAGCCACUGAUGGCCAAUGGGUUGCAAGCACCAACCUCGUCUCUCCCGCUGGCUGUCACAUCUGUUCCCAAGCAGCCAACAGCGGCACCCAUUAACACUGUGUGUUCAAAUACAACAUCGGCGGUGAAGGUGGUCAACGCGGCCCAGUCGCUCCUCACAGCUUGCCCCAGCAUAACUUCCCAAGCCUUCCUUGACGCUAGCAUCUACAAAAAUAAGAAGUCCCACGAACAGCUGUCAGCUCUGAAAGGGAGCUUCUGUCGGAACCAGUUCCCAGGGCAGAGCGAAGUCGAGCAUCUGACCAAAGUCACCGGCCUCAGCACUAGGGAGGUGCGGAAGUGGUUCAGUGAUCGGAGGUACCAUUGCCGGAACCUGAAAGGCUCCAGAGCCAUGAUGCCUGGGGAUCACAGCUCCAUUCUCAUGGACUCUGUGCCCGAGGUGCCCUUCUCCCCAUCAUCCAAGACCCCCGAGGUAACCUGCAUCCCGACAGUGGCCUCAUUAGCAAGCCACCCUGCCGCCAAACGGCAAUCCUGGCACCAGACUCCUGACUUCACACCCACCAAAUACAAGGAGAGAGCCCCAGAGCAGCUCCGAGCCCUGGAGAGCAGCUUCGCACAAAACCCGCUCCCUCUCGAUGAGGAACUGGACCGCCUGAGAGGUGAAACCAAGAUGACCCGGAGAGAAAUUGAUAGCUGGUUUUCAGAGAGACGGAAAAAAGUGAAUGCUGAGGAGACCAAGAAAGCCGAUGGGAUGGCCUGUCUGGAGGAAGAGGAGGCUGCCGACGAAGAGGGUAGAGAGGGGGAGGCAGCCAGCGAACUGAGACUUGCUGGUGAAAAUGGCUCCCCAGAAAUGCCCACAGGCCAACUAUCAGCAGAGCGCAAAGUCAGCCCCAUCAAAAUCAACCUCAAGAACCUGAGGGUCACUGAAGCCAGUGGCAAGAGUGAGCUUCCAGGGCUCCUUGCCUGUGAGCAGGAGGAGGAUGGUUUGAGCAAGCUGGCAGAGCAACCCUCUGGCAAGGUGAGCUACAAAAAGACGGCUCAGCAGCGGCACUUGCUGCGGCAGCUCUUUGUCCAGACACAGUGGCCAAGCAACCAGGACUAUGACUCCAUCAUGGCCCAGACGGGGCUGCCGCGGCCAGAGGUGGUGCGCUGGUUUGGAGACAGCAGGUAUGCGCUCAAGAACGGCCAGCUCAAGUGGUACGAGGACUAUAAGCGGGGCAACUUCCCACCGGGGCUGCUGGUCAUCACCCCUGGAAACCGGGAGCUGCUGCAGGACUAUUACCUGACACACAAGAUGCUGUAUGAGGAGGACCUGCAGAACCUCUGUGACAAGACCCAGAUGAGCUCCCAGCAGGUCAAGCAGUGGUUUGCUGAGAAAAUGGGUGAGGAGACACGGGCCGUGGCAGAUACAGGUGGUGAGGACCAGGGACCUGGCACUGGUGAGCCUGCAGCAAUUCACAAAGGGCUGGGUGACUCCUACUCGGAGGCGUCUGAGAACAGUGAGUCGUGGGAGCCCAGUGCACCUGAGGCCAGCUCAGAACCCUUUGGCACAUCGAGUCCCCAGGCUGGACUUCAGCUAGAAACAGACUGAAUUUGAUCCGAUUAUUCUGAAGGACGGGCCCAUCUGGGAUGCUGCCUACCACGUGGAACAGCCGAACCUGCCUCUCUGCUGCCACAUGUCAUUCCCAUGGCCAGCCGCUAGGCACCCAGGAGAGCCUGCAGAGGCCUUGCAGAUAGGCCAGAGCCUGCCGUCACCAAGCAAGUGUCAAGAAAGGGUCUGCCAGUCCUUCCUCCCACAAUGUAGGACCUUCCCUUGGCCUCCCAGGGAUGAAGCAGUUCAGACUUCAUAUUCGUAGACAGAAUCAAGUUUUAACAAACAUUGCCUCUCUACAUUUAAUAAAAUACCAGAUUCCAACACUUUCAUCAUAUAGACACUUCGGUUGGCCAAGUGGGCCAUGGUUCCCAUCAUCUCUGAACGUGCCGUUUGUCUGUUCUCUGGGAACACUGGAGCCGCAGGUGCCCUCACCCUCCGUGGCAGGCAGGGGUCGGAGAUGCUCAGGACUGUGUCCGAGCCCCGCCGUCUGCUUUCCUCGCGGAAGUGGUCCCACUGCAGGGAGCUCCCCUCGUGGAGCCAGGCUUGCUUUGUGGGCCGAUUGGUGCAGAGCCCGCUGUUACCCUCAGUUCACAAUACCGCUCGGCUCUGAGAGCCACGUUGGACCUUGCCACUCUCUUCAGUUGUUACCUUAAUUUGGCUUUUCUUUUCUUUUUUUUUUUUUUUUGUGGGAGUUUGAAUCAAGGACCAUAACUUUUCAGUUAUCAGAUCAACUAAAGAAACAUUUGUUGUUAAGCCUAACAUACAGACCGAUGCAUUCGCCUUUCCCCCCCCCUUUCUUUAAUGUAGAAAUGUAGACGCCUUAAAAGUGAGAGGAAAAUGAGAAAAGGAAAUGGGAGGGUGGGUGAAGAAAGGUAUGGCUACAGCCUGCAGCUCUGGCCACUGCAGUGUUCAGAGCCCUGUCCCCCUACUCACUUCAGAGCCUCCUGCUGGGGAGAGGGCACACCGUCCCAGUAGAGUAAGAGGGAGGGAGCGCAGACGGGCUCGGGACUGCAGGGGAUUAUCAGAGCUGGAGUGGACUUGAGCACUGAGACUUGUGGGCGGAGAUCCUGGCAAAACAUCUGGAACGCCACAACCACACACCAAGGGCCUGGCCAGCAUGCUGGGCAGAUACCCCAGAGGUGCUGGACGUCACUGGACAGGUCCUUGUGAGGGAGUCUCUGAAGUUCUGUAUUUAUGUCCCCAAACUUGGAAAUAAGAAUACUUAUAUACUUUAGUCUAACCCUCAUGUCCUCUUUUGAAUUGAGAAAAUCACAGGUAAAGAUGCCUUUGAAACAAUAGAAAACUUACAGAGCUGUACUAAGUGGUAAAGCCCUGAUUUCCUCAAGACUGGCCACUCUAGCAAAGGAGGUGGGCGAGGUGUCCCCUGUGGCCUUGCUCACCUAUUAGAAGUGAACCAAAGAAAUAGGUUCCUGAAGUGCCAGGCCCUGCCCAAGCCGCGGAGGCGCGCUCCUGCUGCGCUUGACUGUGUGGAGCUCCAGGAGACCCAGGGCGGGGAUGGUCUUUGGGCAGGAAGCACUGGUUACCUUCUAGACACCCAGGGAAGGGGAGCAGGCAGGCCACGUGCUGGCUGGCCUGUGGGGAUGAGCAUGGUGCCAGCACUUUCUGCUUUCCAGGAGAGGGCUUUCCUGGGAAGCCCAAAGCCCGUGAACCAUUGUUCUUCUACACAGUGUUUUCUUUAGCCCUCUCUGGCCCAAUAGGGACCACCUCUUAUUUGUCUCAAACUGGGGACUUGUGAAUACUUGGCAAGUUUUGCAGCCUAUUUUUGUAUCCUUUCCUUUUGGGGAGUGAAGCUAUUAGUCUCAAAAGCCUUUGAGGAAUUGCCAAGAAUGGCAAGUGAUUGCCUUCCUUCAGAGAACAGACAACUUGGAAUCUUUCCUUUAGUAUUUAUGUACAUGCAGAUUAAUUUAUAUAUCCACAUAUACAGUACAAAUAUUCACUUGAUAUCUUGUAAAAUGAACAUGUGAUGUGUACACUUGAGUUUCACGGCAUGUGGGUGUUGGGAAGCAGCCUGUGUGUGGGCAGGGGACUGCUGUGCGCUGGUGGCAGGGGCAGCCCGGCACGAAGCCAUCUCCAAGUGUCUGAGAAACCACUCCGUGCCUCAGCCCGUGCCUGCUGGCCUCACCUCUAGAGCCCGUGUGCACCAGCUGAACAUAGUGUCUGCAGAGAGGAUCCUCUUGGUUAUUUAUAUUGACACUACAACCCAAACAGCAAAACAAAAAAAGCGUUACAUGCUGGACAAGUUUGUGCAGGACACAGCACCCCAGCCUCAGACACCAGCCCGUCUUUUAGGUGGAGCUGUAACCGUGAAGCCAGCCCUGGCAUGUCUGUCUCACAGAUGUUGGCCCUUCCCAACAGCCAAGGCCACACCACAAACAGCAAGACUGACCACGUGAGGAGCUCCAUCCACAGCGGGACAGACCCUGCUUCUUCCUGUGCUCUUGGAUGGAGUGAGAAAGUGGGAUCUGGACCUUCUGUCUUGAAAGAGUAUGAUGAUCAAACAUGACACUGAGAGGUGGUCAUCAAGAAGGUGCUUUAAAGGGACACCAUUAUAGGGACCCAGGGCUUUGGGUGCCUAGCUGUGAAUACAGCGUGGCAAGCACAGACACAUCCAGAGUCCAGAGUCGCACUGACGAUGGCAGUGGGUUUGUAGGGUGGUGGUAGCCAGGCCGUCAGCUGGUUCUGCACACUGCUGAAGGGUGGAAUUCUUUGCUGUCCCUGUCAGAAGACUGGCUGUGGACUGCAGAGGUGAGAGGGGGACGGGGCUGUUCACCUCUCCUGAAGAAAAGCCGAUGUUACCAGGUGACAAGUUCCCCCCCUCCUCUCAGCACUUGGGCUUGUCAGAAGUGUGAGUUGUCUUUCAGUAUUUCUCUUGCCGGUGUCUUAUGCCUGUUUGGUUUAUUGUUUUUCACUUGAGGUUGUAAAUUUGGUUCUACCAGGUGAAACCAGAUCACAGUUCUGAUAAAGGAAAUUUGAAUUUGA